Molecule: messenger RNA, 4208 nt
Organism: Nicotiana tabacum (common tobacco)
Lineage: Eukaryota; Viridiplantae; Streptophyta; Magnoliopsida; Solanales; Solanaceae
Product: putative ubiquitin-conjugating enzyme E2 24
Molecular function (GO): ubiquitin conjugating enzyme activity
Source: RefSeq, a predicted model, not a curated record
CCUGUAUCUAUAAUUGGCUAUGAAAAAUAGUACACACACAACUCAAAAAUCUCCAUUUAACGUUCAAGAAUUCACACAGACAAAACACACACACGCAGUGGAAGAGAAAUAAGAGAGGUGGUAAUUAAGGGGGUUGGUGAUUUUGCAACAUUUGAUGCUGCCAUGUUUGUGAGGUUUGAAUAUGAGUGGACUAUGGGAAUUUAGGGAGGUGAUUUGCCUCUCUGAAUUCCCUUAAUCUUUCUUUUUCUUGGCGUGUGUGUGUUUUGGUUGAGGUGAUCACUGCUUGUUGGGAAAGAAAAAUUCAAGAAUUUAUCUCUGAAACUGAAGGAAACAGCUAGAAAUUCAAGAAUUAAACUCUCUCUUCUGGGGUUGCUUCAGUUUCAUCAGCUUGUGCUCUUUCUAUGGAAGUUGCCUUUGGUUUGAUAUCGGCAUAAGAGGGUAAAAGAUGGAAGUCAGAUGGUUAAAGAAGUUACAGAAAUGGGCCGUGUUUUAAGGAAUUGCUGAUUCAUUCUCUUAUAGGUUUCACGUAUUUUCUGAAAUAGCUAAGUCUGGUUUGACACAGAAGAAAGUUGGUUCCUGGUCAGUAUACCACAUAUUUUGCAAGGAUUUCCUGAUGUAGUUCAGUGGCUCAUAUCAACUUACAUUUUCUCAGCAGUUUCCUUGGUUACUCAAGAGCAGAUAUCUUUUUUGGCAUUUUAAACACUUUAUGCAACACAUCUGUCUUUUUCUGGUUGAUUCAACUCUCUGAGACAUCUCCUUUUUGUGGAAGUAAGUAAACCUGACAGAACAGCUGGUUCCACUUAAGGGGAAAAUCUUCUUUGGCAAACUGUCUUUGGCCUUUGAGAGGAGUAAAUUCCUUUCAUGCGAGAGCAUCUAGUUACAUGUGUCUCUCUAUUGGCUCUGCUGGGCAAAUCUCCUUUGGCAAAUCGUGAAGUUCCGCUGUUUGGUGGUUCUUUAUCGUGGUUUUAAUCAAGCUGUUGUCUUCCUUUGUUGGCAAAAGUUUGAUCCAUAUAUCCGGCUUGUGGACUUCCUCUUCAACCGGUCAGGAAGAGCUAAAGAAAGUGGCACUUCUACAAGGACCACAAUUAAUUCGAAAGUUCUUCUCUGCACAAUUCUUCUAGUGGACUUGUCAAUUCAUUGGGCAAAUCUCCUUUGGCAUUUGGAGUUAGACUCCAAAACAUUUGUCUUUAGGGCAAAUCUCCUUUGGCAUUAUCUCCUUUUGGAGAUACUAUCUUGGUCUCUGUUUAAAAGUAACAGAUUGACCUCGAGAUCUGAUUCAUCUUUGGAUAUAUACAUCGGUCGUUGUUGGAACUAGGAAGACUGAUAAUCAUCGUCAGCAGGGGAUCAAUAUCAGUCUGUAAGUUUGGAUCAAACAGCUAGGACUUGCAAGUAACUUGUGUGAAUACUUUUCAUUGGAUUCCACACUAUGGAUACAUCUUCUCUAAGUGACUUUGAUAGUUUCAGCGAGAGCAGCAGUUAUGACGAUCAGGAUUAUGUUGAAUAUCUGUAUGGUGGGCAUGCCUGUUCUAUUCUUUCAAGUCUUGAGGAGAGCAUCGGUAAAAUCGACGACUUUCUCUCCUUUGAGAGAGUGUUUAUGUAUGGGGACAUAGUAUGCGCAGUAAAUGACCCAUCCGGACAGAUGGGAAAAGUGAUCAAUGUUGAGAUGAUUGUUGACUUGGAAAAUAUUUAUGGAAGCAAGAUGCAAGAUGUUAACUCAAAAGAUCUGGUGAAAAUACGUCCAAUUUCUGUUGGGGAUUAUGUAGUGAUGGGCCCAUGGCUUGGGAAAGUGGAAAAGAUAGUCGAUAAAGUUAAAGUCCUCUUUGAUGAUGGUGCAAAGUCUGAGUUUGCAGCCGAGGGUUCAGAAAUUCUCACACCAAUUUCCCCUGAUUUAGUUGAAGACCCACAAUAUCCUUUCUACCCGGGACAAAGGGUUCAAGUUCAGUCUGUAGCUGCCUCUGGAUCAACCAACUGGUUAUGUGGUGUAAAAAGUGGCAAAAGAGAGCAAGGUACCAUUUGUGCUGUGGAGGCUGGAGUCAUGUAUGUAGAUUGGAUCGGCUGUGGCAGUCUUGGUUGUGAAGAGGUGCCUAGUCCCCCGAAUCUUCAGGACUCAGAAAAGUUAACCUUGUUAUCUUGCUUCUCCCAUGCAAAGUGGCAGCUUGGAGAUUGCUGUCUACUUCCAGUUGCUGACUCUAAGAACUUUCUGCAGCAGAAUAUUCAAUGCUCACCUCCCUAUGGAGCAAUGAAAGAGAACAGGCAGCUAAAUAAGGCAUCUCAGAGUAAUAGGAGCUCAACUGUUCCGCAAGUUGCUGUAAUUUCAAGAACAAGGACAAAAGUUGAUGUUUCGUGGCAGGAUGGAAGCGUGACUACUGGAUUGGACUCAGAUUCUGUAUUUCCUGUCAAUAUUGUGGAUGCUCAUGAGUUUUGGCCAGAGCAGUUCGUGCUUGAUAAGGGAUCCUGUGAUGACUCGUCUGUUCCCAGUCCAAAAAGGUGGGGCGUGGUGAGGUGUGUUGAUGCGAAGGAGCGAACUGUAAAGGUAAAAUGGACAACUUUUUCCUUGAAUGAACCAAAUAAGUUUAGGGUAGAGCAAACUGAAGAAAUUGUGAGUGCAUAUGAACUGAUGGACCAUCCAGACUACUCAUACUGUUUCGGUGAUGCGGUUUGCAAGUUUUGUGAGGAUCAGGUUUUCAGUCUUGAUGGAAAAAGCAUGUUCUCUGAGAUGGACAUUAACUCCAAGCUGAAGAAUAUUGAUAAAAGAAAGGAUAAUUCAGAUUUCACCGGAUAUGAUCACUUGUCUUGCAUUGGUAUUAUUGUUGGCUUCAAAGAUGGCAAUAUUGAAGUGAAAUGGGCUACUGGUAUUACAAGCACGGUAGCACCCUUUGAGAUCUAUCGGAUAGGUAAGUGUGAAGCUGCUGCUGCCAUUACAGUGCCCUCUGGUGAAAAUGCUGAGCCAUCAGGUGCGGAGAUGAGUUCAGAGGAAAAUCAACUUUCAAAACCUGAGGAAAAGGACUUGCUGAAGUUUGGUGGCGAUAGUGAAAGUUGCAACAGGAGUUUGUGGAAUUCUAGUUCCUGUUUGCUUUCUCAAGCUGCUAUUGGCUUUUUCUCGAGUAUCACCUCUCGUCUUUUCGGCUCCUUGAGCACAUCACUGUUUGGUACAUACCAAGCUAUAUCAGAAGGACAGGAAUCAAGGAUUCUAAAUGAGGAGGAAGUCAUAGAACUUAGCAAUUUGAAUGCAGGAAUUCUCACACUUGAGGUAGGAUACAUGAAGGCUUCCCUUGAAAUGGAACUAGAGCAAGAACAGGAAACAGCUGAGGAUCAAAAACAUGAUGCUUUGCCAUCUUCCAGCAAGCUCCCUGAAGAGUUUAGACAGUUUGAUAUGGUAACUGGUUUCUCAGACCACCAUUUUGCAGAUGGUGCUGGAAAGGCGCAGUUAUCCCAGGUUAGAAGAGGUUGGCUGAAGAAGGUCCAACAAGAAUGGAGCAUUUUGGAACAUGAUCUUCCUGAGACUAUCUAUGUACGCGUAUAUGAAGAAAGAAUGGAUUUGCUGCGAGCAGCCAUUAUUGGUGCACCUGGGACUCCGUAUCAUGAUGGACUCUUCUUCUUUGAUAUUUACCUACCUUCGGACUAUCCGCAUGAGCCACCUAUGGUCUACUAUCACUCUAGCGGGCUUCGUGUCAAUCCCAACUUGUAUGAGUCAGGAAAGGUCUGUCUUAGUCUCUUAAAUACAUGGACGGGCUCCGGAAAUGAAGUAUGGAACCCCAAAAGUUCCACGAUUCUACAAGUUCUCCUCUCUCUUCAAGCACUUGUGCUCAAUGAAAAGCCUUAUUUCAAUGAGGCUGGAUAUGAUGCACAGAUUGGAAAAGCUGAUGGUGAAAAGAACUCAGCUAGCUAUAAUGAAAAUGCUUUCCUUGUUACCUGCAAGUCCAUGUUAUACCAACUCAACAAGCCACCUAAGCAUUUUGAAGCACUCGUGCAAGAGCACUUUGGUAAAAGAUGGAAGCACAUUUUGUUGGCUUGUAAGGCGUACAUGGACGGUGCACCAGUUGGUUCUGCAUUUCAACCCAAAAGUCAGGAGCAAGAACCGAUAAAAGGAAGCUCUACAGGGUUCAAGAUUAUGCUUGGCAAGCUUUUCCCUAAACUCGUGGCGGCAUUCACUGACAAAGGUAUCGAUUGCAGUCAGUUGUCCGAUUAAGUGUUGCUAUGCACCUGUG